AUGACGAAAAGACGUCAAUCGUUAGUGUACCGUCUACAUGAAUCAUUAGUGAGGCGGAUUGUAUGUAAUUGGAAUUAUGUAUACAACAAAAAAAAUCUAAAAAAAAAAAUUCCGGAUGCACAUCUCGAUGAACUGUCGAUUUACUUCUUUGCCCUUUGCGAUGCUUUUCAUACGCCAAAAAUAAAUAAUAAAAGCACAACGAGAAUAAUCACGUUUGAUAUCUCAAUAGUCAAAAAAUUCUAUCAUAUCCUGAUAUCCAAAAUAAGACUUACAUUUAUACUCAUCGUCUACAUUCAGCUAACAAUGGCUCGAAAAAGUUUUGGAAAUGUUAGAGAAAAAAGAAGAGUUUCUGAGCUUUUAAAAAUUGAAAAACACACUGAGAUAUUCGCUUCAAUGUGUCCAGAUGAAAUUUUAGAUCAUUAUAAUGAUUAUAGUACUAGAGAAUAUUAUACAACAUUGAUGCUGGGAGAUAUUUCAGGGUUUACUGAAAUAACAGAAAAGUAUACACGGUCUGGAAAAAGUGGUCCAUCAAAAUUAACAGAGACACUUAACAGUUACAUCGGUCCAAUAGUCCAAGAAAUUUUGUCUCAUCACGGAGAUGUUUUAAAAUUUUCGGGAGAUGCAUUUAUCGUUAUGUGGAAGCUACAAGAAGGAAUGAUAAUGCGAGAUAUGGCGACAAAAGCUAUGCAGACAGCUUGUAUAAUUCAAAAACACUUUGGAACUUAUAGUACCGAUAUUGGAGUUACUUUAAAAGUAAAAUUAGCCAUUGCUUCUGGAAAAAUAAAUUUUACAUCAGUUGGUGACCCGCAGCAGAUGUCUCAUUACAUUAUAACUGGUAAACCUGUCUGGGAUGUUAAACAUGCAGAAACUCUCUGCAGAGGCGGUGAUAUUCUCGUGGCUCCAAGUAGUUGGCAAUGGGCCAAUCCAAGCGAUUAUGUCUUCAAAAUUCUUCCAAAUCGACACACACUUAUUUUAGCGAGUUCAACAAUGUGGGAGCACUCUAAAGAGGAUUACAAAGAUGAAUCGUGGAUUUCUUCUCUAGAUAGUGAUAAAACCAACUCGACAGAAACUAUAGGAGACGAUGACAAUCCGUACGAUAAAGAUUCCUCGCCAGUAGUUCGAUCCGUUGAAUUGAAUGAACCACUGGAACAUCUUGCUGAAAUUCGUCAGGUUGUAAUUGUUUUUAUAAAUGUUGUUACUGACAGCAACGUCAAAAAAAGAACUUUAAUUUCUAUUGUUAACAAAGCUUUCAAGCGUGUCUGUGGGAUCGUUGAUAAACUUCAAGGAUGUGUAAAUAAAGUAUCAUUAUUCGACAAAGACCUUAUGUUUCUAUGCAUCUUUGGUCUUAGAGGUGGCAAACAAGAAUUAGAAGCUCAAAUAGGACUUCGCUGUGCUUCAAAGUUGAAAAGUGCGUUAUCUGCUUUUGAAAAUAUUAAUUCUGUGACUGUAGGAGUGUCAACUGGUAUGACUUACUGUGGAGUUGUGGGUCAUACUCUAAGAAGAGAGUAUACUGUUAUUGGAAUGCCAGUCAAUAAAGCUGCUAGGCUUAUGGUUGCUUAUACUAAUAAAGUUGUUUGUGACAGAGAAAGUUUUCUUUAUUCACGGCUUGAAUCUGGACAUUUUAUUCUACAAGAAGCCAAACAUUUAAAAGGAAUUUCAAAUGUCGGUCCUGUAUAUGAAUUUCUUGAACAAGUCCAAGUUCAAGAUUCAGAAAUGACAACAGCAGUGUAUCCAUUACUAGGCCGGACAAUACAAUUGAAAUUAUUUGAAUCGUUAUUGACU
Messenger RNA from Cotesia congregata, 1782 nucleotides. Lineage: Eukaryota; Metazoa; Arthropoda; Insecta; Hymenoptera; Braconidae. The record is from the annotation of a GenBank genome assembly.